Messenger RNA from Carya illinoinensis, 1960 nucleotides. Its product is annotated as cold-responsive protein kinase 1-like. Bases 524 to 1624 code for a protein of 366 amino acids. Gene Ontology annotation, biological process: protein phosphorylation. The transcript has 7 exons. NCBI's taxonomy places the organism in Eukaryota, Viridiplantae, Streptophyta, Magnoliopsida, Fagales, Juglandaceae. Gene Ontology annotation, molecular function: ATP binding; protein kinase activity. The record is from RefSeq and is a predicted model, not a curated record.
UUUUUUUUUUUUUUUUGAUAAGUAAACGUAACUGAUUGCUCUUAACUACAAAGUUGAAUGAGGUCGAUUGUGUUAUUUUUACGUUUGAAAGUGAUCUUGAAUUUUUCCUGCUUUUUGUUGAAGAUUGUUUCUGGGUUUGCUUUGGAGCUUAGAUUAACUGAGAUUUGCCUUUUUGGUCAUAAUGCACGGGAAUUUGGUGUCAUGUGCUGAUUCGUUCAAAUUUUGCUUGAAUCUGCGUCUUCGUAUAUAGAAAUCGAUUAGAAGAACGCACGAUCUUGGGACUCUUAAUCGCGUGUUGUAGAAUUUAUGCUGUUUUUGGGACUUAUGGCUGCUCUUAGGGACGUGCUUUUGGUUUGGAUGGAUGAGCAGCUUGGCAUCUGAUUAUUAUCGAAGAACAAAUUUGGUUUUAGGGCCUCAGGUGGAAGGGAGUGGUUGCAAGUGGAAUGUGAUCUCUUCAUAUUUAAUUAAGGGGCAAGGUACAACUUUACACCAAGAAGAUAAUAGUCACAUGAUUUAGUUAAUUAUGAGUUGUAGCUGCUUUGGGGCCUCAAAAGUCAGGCGGAUGGAGAGAUCUGCUCCUCAUGAAAUAGUAGAGAACUUGCAUGUGAAUAUUAAAUAUUUCCACUACAAUGAAUUAAGAUUGGCGACAAAUGAUUUUCAUCCAGGCAAUAAGUUAGGCCGAGGGGGUUUUGGAACUGUUUACAAGGGAACCCUAAAACAUGGAAAAGAAGUUGCUGUGAAGACACUUUCUGCCCAGUCGAAGCAGGGAUUACGUGAGUUUUUGACCGAGAUUAAUACCAUAUCAAAUGUCAGGCAUCCAAACCUUGUUGAGUUGGUAGGCUGCUGUGUUGAAGGAUCCAACCGAAUUUUGGUCUAUGAAUAUGCAGAAAAUAACAACCUCGAUCGUGCAUUAUUAGGUUCAAAGAGUUCGAAGAUCAACUUGAAUUGGGAGAAAAGAUCUGCUAUUUGCAUAGGCACUGCUAGGGGUCUUGCAUUUCUUCAUGAAGAGCUUGUACCACAUAUUGUUCAUAGAGACAUUAAAGCUAGUAACAUACUUCUCGAGAAAGAUUUUAACCCCAAAAUUGGAGACUUCGGGCUGGCUAAACUUUUCCCGGAUGACAUCACUCACAUAAGCACAAGAAUUGCGGGAACAACUGGUUAUUUGGCACCAGAGUAUGCCUUGGGGGGUCGUUUAACUAUGAAAGCUGAUGUUUACAGUUUUGGAGUUCUUAUACUUGAAAUUGUUAGUGGCAGAAGCAGUGCAAGGGAAAACUGGGGAGGGACGGAGAAAUUUCUCUUGGAAUGGGCAUGGCAGCUCUACAAGGAAGAGAGACUUUUGGAGCUUGUGGAUCCAGAUAUACAAGAAUUUCCCGAGGAAAAAGUCAUCAGAUACAUGAAGGUAGCCUUUUUCUGCACCCAAGCAGCAGCAAGCCGAAGGCCCCUGAUGAGCCAGGUCGUUGACAUGCUUUCGAAAAACAUCCGGCUCAAUGAGAAACAACUUACUGCCCCUGGCCUUUUCACAGAUUCGGGGGCAUCUUCCUCCAAAAAAGAGUUAUCCUCCGAGAGCACCAGCUAUCAGAUGAGCUCAGUCCCAGUAACAAUCACUCAAGUAACCCCUAGAUGAAGAACGAGGUUUAAUCACUCCGGGGUGGAUACAACUCACCAAAAGACACCACCAACUUGUCAUAGAGUGCAUGCAUCUCCCAUUAGUCAAAAUUAUUAUCAUUUUUUUUGUUUACUUAGUCACUUAAUUGUUAUACAUUUUUUUGGCCUUUGUAUUGGGGUAUUCGAGCAUAAUCUCUUUCACACAAACGCGCACACCAUUUUUUUUCAGGUCCCAGGAUUACUUCAAGUGGGAGAUCUGUGAUCGCGUGGAUGGCAUACAGUACAAUUGUGCAGUAUUUCAUGUCAUCGUUCAUGUAGACAUAUUGUUAUAUAAGCAGAACAGUGAUUUUGUUAA